CUCCUUUUCCCUUCCUUUCCUUCAACGGGCGAGGUUUUUUGAAACCCCUCCUCCUCCUCCUUCCCCAACACACAAUCGAAGCCGCCGCGCCGCAACACCACCCCCAGACGGGCAGCCGCGCGCGCAGGAGGAGGAGAGGAGCUCGCUCCCUUUGCCCUGCCUAGGGUUUCGUGCCACCCCAUCUCUCCUUCCCCCACCCCACCCGCUUCCUCGAUUCGAUCCUCCGCUUCCCCCCGAUCUGGGCGGCGGCGGCUUUGGCGGCGGAGGUGUUGAUGAGGCGGUAGAUCAAUGGGCGCGAUGCCGGCGGUGAAGGUGGAGGAGGAGGAGGAGGAGCGGAAUCCGGUGGCGUCGAGCCCUUCGGUCUCGGAGGGGAGCGCGCACGCCGCCGCGCUGGCGUCGCCCACCGCGGCGGAUUCCAUCUUCGGUCGCAGGCGAAAAAGUGGCCCGGUAAGGAGAGCUAAGGGUGGCUGGACACCAGAAGAGGAUGAAAAAUUGCGGAAGGCAGUUGAUAUUUAUAAUGGCAAAAACUGGAAGAAGAUAGCCGAAUCUUUCUCUGAUAGGACAGAAGUACAAUGUCUGCAUAGAUGGCAGAAAGUUCUUGAUCCUGAACUUAUAAAAGGUCCAUGGACCCAAGAGGAAGAUGAUGUCAUCAUCAAUAUGGUAAAGAAGCAUGGACCAAAAAAAUGGUCUGUUAUAGCAAGGUCACUAAAUGGUCGAAUUGGUAAACAAUGCCGAGAGAGGUGGCAUAAUCAUUUGGACCCACAAAUAAGGAAAGAAGCUUGGACUGUUGAAGAGGAGCGUGUGCUUGCCCGUGCUCAUUGUAUGUAUGGGAAUAAAUGGGCAGAAAUUGCUAAACUUCUUCCUGGAAGGACAGACAAUUCUAUAAAAAACCAUUGGAACAGUUCAUUAAGAAAAAAAAUAGAUGACUACAAUACCAGAGAUAUUCUGCCAGUUCAUCCACCAGUUGUUGGUGAUGGUUUGAAACAGUUACCAAAGCGGCCACCUGCUGACAACCAUUUUGACUUAAACAAAGAGCCAAUUAUCUGUUCAAGAGACCGCUUAGGAGUAGUUCAUUCUGACCCUACCUCUCAUCAACGGGCAUCCAAUUUGAAAGACUUUAAGGGCUGUGCAGAUUACCUCUCACUUGGUCAGCCAGUAACUUCAUGUGAGGCUUCUGCAGCUGAUGAUUCUGCUUUUGAUCUAGCAACACAGGGAAUGAGAAUGGAUUCUGUUCAUGACAAGGGUACUGGGAACAAUUUUGUUUGUGGGAAGGUUCAGGGAAUCAAUUUUCUUGGUGACAAGGGACUUAAAAUUAAUCAGAUAUCAGAUAAAAUGGGCUGUUCAAGACAAGCUAAGAGAGAAGGUGAAGCAGCCAUUAAUGGCGGCGGAUCAUCCUUGCAGAGUGAGGCUCACUCUGUUGGUUCUCUUUGUUAUCAGAUACCUAAGAUGGAAGACAUUGCUCCUGCCCAAUCCCCAGUGUUUACAGCAAAUUAUGUACCGGAACACUCUAGGAACGUAAUGCACUCACCCAAUGGCUAUACUACUCCACCCACUCAUGGAAAAGGAUCAGAUCAGCUUAGUGUUGAAUCCAUAUUGAGAAGUGCUGCUGAAAAAUUCCAUGGUACUCCCUCAAUACUAAGAAGAAGAAAAAGAGAUAAACCGACGCCUGCUGAAGAUAAUGAUUUGAAGAUUGGCAGAUUAAGCAGUGAUGACUUCCACACUCCCAUAGGAAAGUGUACUACAGAUAGCCCACAGUCAUUCAAAACUGCAGCACUUUUGUCCUUGGGUCCUAUGGAUGAGCAAGGGAGUCUUGAUGUUUCCCCUCCAUAUCGACUAAGGUCAAAAAGAUUGGCUGUCCUGAAAACUGUUCAAAAUCAUCUGGAUUUUUCAUCUGAUGAAAUGAGCAUUUGUGAUACUACAAUGAAAUCUGCCUGCGGGAAUUCUGAUUGUGCUAAUGCCAGUAGUGGUGUUUCAAGCAUUCAAGGGAAGAAACUGGAUGAGCAUAUGAUUGGAUUGGAAACUUUAACCAUGAACUUUGCGCAUACGACAAAGUUGGAUGCUACCCAACCUAAUUUGUAGCAUUCAGAAACAGCUAGCGAUGUGCUGAAGUGGGCGAGGAGACCUGAUGCGUCUAAAUUUAAUGUUGUCACUCUUCCUAAAGGCAAAUAGGAAACACAUUUUCUUUUUUUUGCAGUUCGUUUGAAUUACCAAGGUACAGGAGAGUCACCAUUUACCAACCCUACCAUCUCUCCUUGGUGGGCUGUACAAAGCCAUCUCCAUUUUCGACAGAAAAUAUGUUGCUACUGUAAGCUCACAGUUAGCAAUUCAAUUUUUAAAGGCUCACAACUCACAUCUGUGUAGAAAGAACAAUCAGUUAUAGAAACUUAUCAAAGUUUUUCCUUUUUUUGAACUGCAGAAACAUUUAAAAAGUUUAUCAAGAUUCCACAUACUUUUUUUUCCUUUAUA
This is a messenger RNA of Oryza sativa Japonica Group (Japanese rice), 2466 nucleotides long. Its product is annotated as transcription factor MYB3R-2-like. Gene Ontology annotation, biological process: regulation of DNA-templated transcription. The record is from RefSeq and is a predicted model, not a curated record. Gene Ontology annotation, molecular function: RNA polymerase II cis-regulatory region sequence-specific DNA binding; DNA-binding transcription factor activity, RNA polymerase II-specific. Gene Ontology annotation, cellular component: nucleus. NCBI's taxonomy places the organism in Eukaryota, Viridiplantae, Streptophyta, Magnoliopsida, Poales, Poaceae.